Messenger RNA from Tetrahymena thermophila SB210, 330 nucleotides. RefSeq lists its product as hypothetical. The transcript has a single exon. The record is from RefSeq and is a predicted model, not a curated record. NCBI's taxonomy places the organism in Eukaryota, Ciliophora, Oligohymenophorea, Hymenostomatida, Tetrahymenidae.
AUGAAAAAUUAGCUGAAAUAAAUUAUAAAGCUUUAAUUAACUAAUUAAUCAGGAAGUUAGGAAUACUUGAAAAAAAAUAUUUUGAUGACCUAUCUUUCAUUCACUAUAAACUUACUUUAAUUUUUAUAAAUUGCAACUUAAUUACGUAAGUAAAAAAUUAAGUAAAUAACUAAAUAAGUAAGUUUAGUUUAAUUUACCAAGUUCAUCCACUUCUUCUCAUAAAUACAAUUCAAUAAACUAAUAAAUAUAAUAAAUUAACCCAUCCAUCCACUCUCCCUUUUAUAAUAAAACUCCAAACUUUUUCAAUAGCUAAACUGUAUAAAAACUUGA